CCAGGAUGGUGGCUAGGCCCUGUCCUCCCCAUCCCCGCCCUGAGGCUCUGUCCCGCUCCCCGCAGCAUUGUGCACCUGUGCCUGCGCAAGGCCGACCAGAAGCUGGUGAUCCUGAAGCAGAUCCCGGUGGAGCAGAUGAGCAAGGACGAGCGGCUGGCGGCCCAGAACGAGUGCCAGGUCUUGAAGCUGCUCAGUCACCCCAAUGUUAUUGAGUACUACGAGAACUUCCUGGAGGACAAGGCCCUCAUGAUCGCCAUGGAGUACGCCCCAGGGGGCACGCUAGCGGAGUUUAUUCACAAGCGCUGUAACUCCUUGCUGGAUGAGGAUACCAUCCUGCAUUUCUUCGUGCAGAUCCUCCUGGCUCUCCACCACGUGCACACCAAGCAGAUCCUGCACCGCGACCUGAAGACUCAGAAUAUCCUCUUGGACAAACAUCGCAUGAUUGUCAAGAUCGGAGACUUCGGCAUCUCCAAAAUCUUGAGCAGCAAGAGUAAAGCCUACACGGUUGUGGGAACGCCGUGCUACAUCUCCCCAGAGCUCUGCGAAGGGAAGCCUUACAACCAGAAGAGUGAUAUCUGGGCUUUGGGCUGCGUGCUGUACGAACUUGCCAGCCUCAAGAGGGCUUUCGAAGCUGCGAAUCUUCCUGCCUUAGUACUGAAAAUCAUGAGCGGGACGUUUGCUCCGAUAUCAGAUAGAUACAGCCCCGACCUCCGCCAGCUCAUCCUUAGCAUGCUGAACCUGGAUCCUUCCAAGCGGCCCCAGCUGAAUGAGAUCAUGGCCCAGGCCAUCUGCAUUCGCCCUCUUCUCAACCUCUACACUGACGUGGGCAGCGUCAAAAUGAGAAGGCCUGAAAAACCCUUGGCUCCGGUGCCGACAGUGACCCACAGCCGAACGGGAGGACGAGUGAGCAGUGCCAGGCCGAGGGGUGUUCGAGGGGGUUCAGCCAGGACAGGAACCCCUCCGCCGCUGUCGUCCAUCUACACCUGGGGCAGCGGGAUCACCACCCCCCUCCGCCUGCCCAUGCUGAACACCGAAGUGGUGCAGGUGUCUGCUGGCAGGACGCAGAAGGCCGGAGUCACCAAGUCGGGGCGGCUCAUCAUGUGGGAGGCUCCCCCGAUGGGUGCUGCGGGAGGCCCUUCUCUCCCAGGAGCUACCGAGCAGCUCCAGCCUCAGUUUGUGUCCCGCUUUCUGGAAGGCCAGUCCGGGGUGACCAUCAAACACGUGUCUUGUGGUGAUCUCUUCACAGCCUGCCUCACAG
This is a messenger RNA of Eurypyga helias (sunbittern), 1258 nucleotides long. RefSeq names its product NIMA-related kinase 8 (gene NEK8). The transcript has 7 exons. Lineage: Eukaryota; Metazoa; Chordata; Aves; Eurypygiformes; Eurypygidae. Gene Ontology annotation, molecular function: protein kinase activity; ATP binding. The record is from RefSeq and is a predicted model, not a curated record. The annotation marks the transcript as partial. Gene Ontology annotation, biological process: protein phosphorylation.